AUGGCCUUGGCGGGUGUCCAGCUCCUGGCUUUCGCCCUGGCCUUAUCUGGGGUCUCUGGGGUCCUCGCAGCCACGCUGCUGCCCAACUGGAAGGUGAAUAUGGAUGCGGGCUCCAACAUCAUCACCGCCAUCGAGCGGCUAGAAGGGCUGUGGAUGGACUGCACGUGGUACAGCACCGGGAUGUUCAGCUGCACCCUGAAGUACUCCGUCCUGGCCCGCCCCAGCCACGAGCAGGCCGCGCGGGCCGCCAUGAUCCUGGCCUGCAUCCUGUCUGCGGUGGGGCUCUGCACUUCCACAGUGGGGAUGGAAUGCACUCGCUUAGGAGGGGACCCGGAAACCAAGAGGCAUGCUUGUUUCGCUGGAGGAGUUUGUUUCCUGUCUGCAGGGACCUCUGGUUUAAUACCGACUGUGUGGUACACGAAGGAGAUCAUAGCAAACUUUCUGGACUUGACAGUUCCACAAAGCAACAAACAUGAGCCUGGAGGAGCCGUCUACCUUGGAAUCAUUUCGGCCGUGAUGCUGGUGGUCUCCGGCAUGAUCUUCUGCACAUCCUGUCUAAAGAAGAAGUCAGGAGCUUUGCUCCACCCAUGCAAGCAGCCACCCAUCUCCACCACACAGCCAGAGGACAGUUCAGCAUACAGCCUGAAGGACUAUGUGUGA
Messenger RNA from Budorcas taxicolor (takin), 660 nucleotides. It is a transcript of the gene CLDN20, whose product is annotated as claudin 20. Gene Ontology annotation, cellular component: plasma membrane; bicellular tight junction. The transcript has a single exon. Gene Ontology annotation, molecular function: structural molecule activity. NCBI's taxonomy places the organism in Eukaryota, Metazoa, Chordata, Mammalia, Artiodactyla, Bovidae. Gene Ontology annotation, biological process: bicellular tight junction assembly; cell adhesion. The record is from RefSeq and is a predicted model, not a curated record. Bases 1 to 660 code for a protein of 219 amino acids.